CUAUACCCUCUCUCUCUCCUCCCUUUUGCCAUUCAGUCUCAAAGUAAGGGAAGGGAAGCCUGAAAGCCCAACCAAACCAAUCCCAUCUCUCUCUCUCUCUCUCUCUCUCUCCAAAGGCAGGCAUCCAAAACCCAACCAGGGAUGGAGGAGGUUACGCAAGAACUAGAGAGAGAAAGUGUUAAAACAAGCAGGCAUUUAUUUCCUUCUUGUUUUGUUGGGAGUGUGUGAUCAAGCCCAGCCAGAGAGCCCCCUCCUCCUUCCUAUAUUAGCCUCCCUUCCUUUGCAGCAGCAACAAAGCUGUCCCUUUCCUUCUGCCUCCGGUCUCCGCCUCCGCUCUCCAUCUCUCCGGGAAAAGCCUUGGCCGCCCCCGCAUGGCUCACGAGAUGGCCACCUUCUUCGGCGGGGCGCCGCCGGCGACGGCGGCGGCGGCGGCUCUGGCUCCGUUCCGCGAGGACCAGCGGCACCAGGACGCCGGCGAGGAGGUGUACCACGUCGACGACGUGGAGGACGGCGGCGCCGGCCAUGGACACGGCGGCGGCGGCGGGCAGGGGAAGCUCUGCGCUAGGGGCCACUGGCGCCCCGCCGAGGACGCCAAGCUCAAGGAGCUCGUCGCGCAGUACGGCCCCCAGAACUGGAACCUCAUCGCCGAGAAGCUCGAUGGCCGAUCAGGGAAGAGCUGCCGGCUGCGGUGGUUCAACCAGCUGGACCCGCGGAUCAACCGGCGGGCCUUCUCCGAGGAGGAGGAGGAGCGCCUCCUGGCGGCGCACCGCGCCUACGGCAACAGGUGGGCCCUCAUCGCCCGCCUCUUCCCGGGGCGCACCGACAACGCCGUCAAGAACCACUGGCACGUCCUCAUGGCGCGCCGGCAGCGCGAGCAGUCCGGCGCGCUCCGCCGCCGCAAGGCGUCCUCGUCGUCCUCGUCCUCGCCGGGCCCCGCGCCGCCGCAGCACUACGCGCCCGUCGUCGUCCUGCACCACCACCACUACGCCGGCCCCAAUCCGCUGCCGUUCCGCGCCGGCGCGCACGGCGUCGCCGCGGAGGCGGUGCCCGCGCCGGCGGCGGACACCCGCGCGUACAGCGGCGCCGAGUCCGAGGAGUCGGCGUCCACCUGCACCACCGACCUCUCCCUCGGCUCCGCCGGCGCCGCCGUCCCCUGCUUCCACCAGAGCACGUACAGCGGCUUCGAUGCGGCCCCGCGCGCCGCCGCGUUCGCGCCGAGCGCGCGCUCCGCCUUCUCCGCGCCGUCGGCGGCGCGCCGCCGGGAGGCUCCUCCCUCCGACGACAAGGUGGCGCUGCCGUUCUUCGACUUCCUGGGCGUGGGCGCGACAUGAUCGGUGCCCCCCGACGGACGGCGGGUGUACAGGAGGCGGUCGAAGACGAGAGCCCCGGUGACGAGGACAACCCGUGCUUAGCUUAGCUUAGGUUAAGAAGUUAAUCAUCAUCAAGAACGAGGCUAGGGGAGAAGAAUGGUGAUCGAUUCGUGUCGUCUGGUUGUGGCGGUGGACAUUGCUGACUCGCACACGUCAGUUUUGCUUCUGCUGCUGCUGAUGACGAUGACUCUGCUUGGGAAACGAGUUGCAACCAACAAGCAGGUGAGAUGAGAUUAGAUGAGAUUGUCCAAUGUUCAUGCCCCGGUUGUGAAUGGUUGGAUGCAAAAGGAACCGCUUGUAAGUCGUAACACAAACCGCAAGGGAAAGGCAGAUCAGAUACUCUGCCGCCUCUCUUUUACCCUGUCUCCCUCUCUUCUUUUCAUGCUCUGUUCUGUUAAUUUUUUUUCCAUUUUCUUUUUCUCCCCUUCUCUAGUUCUCUUCCCUUCGUAUGAAGAAAAAGAAGAUGAUGAUGCUGAACAACAAGAACCAA
Messenger RNA from Panicum virgatum (switchgrass), 1860 nucleotides. Its product is annotated as transcription factor CSA-like. Gene Ontology annotation, cellular component: nucleus. Gene Ontology annotation, molecular function: RNA polymerase II cis-regulatory region sequence-specific DNA binding; DNA-binding transcription factor activity, RNA polymerase II-specific. The record is from RefSeq and is a predicted model, not a curated record. Lineage: Eukaryota; Viridiplantae; Streptophyta; Magnoliopsida; Poales; Poaceae. The transcript is spliced from 3 exons. Gene Ontology annotation, biological process: regulation of DNA-templated transcription. Bases 372 to 1331 code for a protein of 319 amino acids.